AUGACAACCCUAUCCGACUUCACACGUCUCUCCCCUUGUAUCUACAUCCACGACCCCUCCGAAUCCACCACAUCAUCCUCAUCAUCUUCCCUUCUCCCAAAAACCAAAUCCUCCCCCAAAUCCCCUGACCUUAUCCUCCUCACCUCCUGGCUCAACGCUUCCCCAAAACACAUCUCCAAAUACACAACUCUCUACCACACCCUCCAUCCAGACACCCCCAUCCUCCUCCUCACAACCUCCACCCCCCACAUCUUCACCUCCUCCACUAACUCCCUCACCCGUCUCACCCCCGCUCUCAACAUCCUCUACAAAUUCCCCACCAACUCCCAAAUCCUCGCUCACUCCUUUUCUAACGGCGGAGCAUUCACUCUCUCGAUUCUCGCGCGCGAAUUCUAUCGUGCGCUAGGAAGAUCCCUUCCCAUCACUUCUCUGGUCCUAGAUUCAUCCCCGGGAAAAUUCAGAUACAGAGCUACUGUUUCUGCAUUUUCGCUUGGGUUUCCGCAAUUCUGGAUGGUGCAUUUUCUGUGUAUGAGUUUUUUGUAUGCGCUUUUUGGGGGGUAUAAAAUUUUAUUGAAACUGUUUGGGGGGAUGGAUUUGAUAGAGAGAAUUAGGAGGGAUCUUAAUGAUGAGGUUAUUUUUGGGAGGGAUGCGAGGAGGUUGUAUGUUUUUAGUGAGGGGGAUGCGAUGGUGAGGUGGGAGGAUGUGGAAGAGCAUGCGGAGGAGGCGGGGAGGAGGGGAUUUGGAGGCAACGAUGGGGUGAUGAGAGUGAGGUUUGGGGAGACGACGCAUUGUGGACAUUUGGUUGGAAAGGAGAAUAGGAGGAGGUAUGUUGGGGCUUUGGAAAUGGUUUGGGAGGGGAGGGGAUGA
Messenger RNA from Botrytis byssoidea, 867 nucleotides. RefSeq lists its product as uncharacterized. The record is from RefSeq and is a predicted model, not a curated record. Lineage: Eukaryota; Fungi; Ascomycota; Leotiomycetes; Helotiales; Sclerotiniaceae. The transcript has a single exon. Bases 1 to 867 code for a protein of 288 amino acids.